Knipowitschia caucasica is the source of this 240-nucleotide messenger RNA. The record is from the annotation of a GenBank genome assembly. Lineage: Eukaryota; Metazoa; Chordata; Actinopteri; Gobiiformes; Gobiidae.
AUGACCAGUUUCCUGCACCCCAGACCCGUUUUCCCCCCCCCCCCUUCCCCUCCUUCCCCCCAUGGCACGGGGGAAGACUGGGGUUUAGGACGGGCCCCCCAGGGGGUGCAACGUUCCUCCAAGCGGGCCCCCAGGGUGGCACGUCCCUCUGUGGCCCCCCCAUGGGGGUGCAAAAACCCCACGUACCUCAAGUGGCCCCCCAAAUGGGUGCACGGACCCACCCCUUCUCCUGCCGUCUGA